GCGCGCGUCUCCGCCUCUCUCAUCAUUCCGAUCGCUCGCUCCCGCUUGCGGAUGCGCGCUGUCCCCGCUCCGUAUCUUCCUCCGUCGCGGAAAAACACGGAAGAUUAACCACAACCCCCAACAAUGGGAGGAUUUAACGCGUAAGCAGCCGCUGCUCCGUUGCACUUCAAGUCAAACCGUACGCGUUUGGGGUUUAUUUCCCCCCACCGUGAAAAUGGCGACGGGUGCAGGCUGGCAGCCUCCGUGCAACACCAAAUACAACAUUACCCCGUCUCCAGCGUCCGGCAUGUUCUACGACGGGAGUUUGACGCUGGAAUACACCCAGGACCUGCACCUGAAGAUGAGCAAGAAGAUCGCGCAGCUGACCAAGGUCAUUUAUGCGCUCAACACCAAGAACGACGAGCACGAGGAGGAAAUUGAGUCCCUGAAAGAUGCCCACGAGGACGAGGUCCAACACAUUGUGACCGAAACCAGAGACAAGAUCAUGCAGUACAAGAGUAAGAUGGUGGACGAGGCGGACCUGAGGCGGCGGCUGGCCAGUCUGGAAGAAUCUGUCGAACUCCACGAACACAUGAAGAGACAGGCUUUAGCAGAGUUUGAGAUGUACAGACAGAGAAUGGAGGAUUCACAGCUCUGCACCGAGGCCCAGCACACACAGAGAGUGGUUUCUAUGAGCAGAGAGGUGGAGGAGAUGCGUCGGGAUUUUGAGGAGAAGCUGCGGGCGUUCAGCCAGACUCAGGCCCAGUUUGAGGCGGAUAAACGGCGAGCGCUGGAGGAGCUGAGGGCCACCCACCGCCACGAGGUGGAGGAACUCCUCAACAACCAGCAGAACCAGAGCGCCACCUCCACCGAAGACCAGGAGAAACUGGCCGAGCUCCAUAGACAAGAGGUGGAGGCACUGAUGGAGAGGGUGGAGGAGAUAACGAGGGAUAAGGUCCGUCUGGUGGAGGAGUACGAGGCCAAGCUGGGCAAAGCUCAGGAGUAUUACGAGAGGGAGCUGGAGGCCAUGAGGAGAACACACCAGCUCACCACGGAGAACCUGCUGGCCUGGAAAAGGACCGAGGUGGAGCUUCGUAAGGAGUUCCAGGCUCAGGAGGCAGCGCUGCAGCGCUCGCUGUCCAAGCUGAGGAGUGAGCUCCAGAAAGCGCACGAGGAGGCCAGGGAGAACCGAGACAAGACCAACAGACUGCAGACGUCGCUGGCCAACGCAGAGGGAACCAUCAAGAACCUGCACAAGCAGCUGGAAGAGGCCAUCCAGGACGGAGAGAUCUGGGUGAUGCAGCUGAAGGACACCGAGUAUGAACUAGACGGCAGCAGGGAACGAGUUCAACAGCAGGCUACUGAAAUCCUCCAUAAAGCCAGUCAGAUUGGCUCCUUGCAGGCCACCCAGAUGUCCCAUGAGGCGACCAUCAGGAGCCUGGACCAGGAGCAGAGCCGGCUGAAGGACAAGCUCAGCCGGCUGGACGAGGAGAGGGAGGCUCUGCUCAACCAGAGCCAGGCCUCCAACGAACAGCACAAACAACAAGUGCUGAAACUCGAGCAGUCUCUGCGUGAGGAGCACCAGGGUUAUGAGAAGGAGCUGUGCAGGCUGAGAGCGCACUACGAGGAGGAGAUGCAUCGCUUCAAGGAGGCGCAGGUCAGAGCGCUGGAGGAGUUGGAGGGGAAACACCAGGCCAUGAGGGAGGAGGCCCAGCAGGAGAAGGAGGACGAGACGUCGGUCCUCAUGACGAAAAUGAGUCAGGAGUUCGAGAUCAAGCGUCUGUCAUUGGAGGAGCAGCGAGACCGCCUCCAGCAGCAACUCGACAACUUGAAAGAGGAGCUCUCGGCCAAGCUCAAUAUGGCCAAUCAGGAGGUGUCCCACCUCCAGGAGCUGGUGAGGGAAGGCGAGCAGAACAUGGGUUCAGCUCAGACGCAGAUCAGCUGUCUGAGGGAAACGCAGGAGAAACUCAAGAUUGAACUUGACGCUACUAGAGCUCGCGUCCGAGAGACCAGCAACCUGCUCACUGACCUACAGGAGGAGAUCGAGACCCAGAGACAGCAGCAUGACGCCAGAGUGAUGUCCAUCAGAACAGAAGAGAAACAGAAGAUGGACAAGAUGGCGGAUGACUUGGACCAGAAAUGGAGAGAUGCACUGCGGGAGGAGGUGCGUCUGCUGAAAGACGAGCUGGCCGAGGAGUACGAGGCGGACAAGCAGGCGGCGCUGACUCAGAUCUCCCAGCAGAAAGAACUGGAGAUGAUGGCGGCAAGAGAGGGCUGGCAGAGGAAGGUGGAAGACCUGCUGGAACAGGUGAAACACAUGUACUCGUACUGCUUAAAGACACAACACAAGAUCUCUCUCUUGAAACAGUCUCUGGAGCUGCAGUUGUCUCAGUCCCAGUCAGCCCUCCAGCAGCUGCAGUCUCAGUUCAACCAGGAGAGGGAGCUGCUGAGCCAACAGCUGAAAGAGAUGCAGAGAGAACAUCAGAGGCGAGAGCAUCGAUUACAGGAGGCUCACUGCUGCGCCCUGAGCACCAUGGAGGAGGCCAGGCAGCACCAGAUAAGGGCCCUGGAGGAGCGUCUGAAGCAGGAGCAGAGGGAGGAGGUCCAUGCUCUGAAGGAGGCCCACAGGAGGACCUUUGACAUCCUGAGACAGCAGUCAGACCAGGAGCUGCAGACGCUGCGAUUUGAGCUGGAGGACGAGGGGAAAGCCAAGCUGGCAUCUCUUCGGGCAGAGCUGAACCACCUCCAUGCUGCGUCCAUAGAGCAUCUAAAGCAGCUCCACCAUAAAGACAACACUUGCGUCAAACGAGAUCUAGAGAGCGCGAUGGAUCACAGCCACCAGCAGGAGCAGGAGCUCCUCGCUCGUCUCUCAGACCUGCAAGCGGAGCUGUGUUCCCGAAGCAAUCGCAUCACCGAUCUGGACCAUGAGAUCCACUCUCUGAACGAGACCAUCGACACUCUGACCAGAGAGCUGGAGAUAAAGGGCAAAGAGGUGCUGCGGGUUCGCAGUGAAGCUAACCAUCAGAUAAGGGCCCAUGAGCAAGACCUUUCAAAGAGACAUGAGAGGGAUCUGGGGGAGAUGAGCAUACUCCACCACAGAGAAACACAGAUCAUGCUGGCUGACUUCAGCAAGGCCCAGGAGGUCCUCAAAGACAAGAUCACUGCGCUGCAAAUACUGCUGCAGGGGACGGAGGACAAGCUCCGAAACAGAGAAAGCCGACCAGAAGACCUGCGUGUUAUCGCAGAGCUCAGAGAGAUGGUCACCGAGAGAGAAGCUCUGGUGAAGAAGCUGGUGGACGACAAGAAGUUCUACCAGCUGGAGUUGGUCAACAGAGAGACGGGCUUCAGCAAGGUCUUCAACUCCAGUGCCAACGUCGGUGUGAUCAACCCUCUUAUCAAGCCUUCCUGAGGCCAACGCCACGACGCCAUCCGACAUGAGAGCGGUGGAGGCGGGAAAAAGCAAAGAACAGGUCGUGAAAGAAGAGGACCUGUACGCCCAGUACUUCACUUUCUGACCGGCAACAACAACAAAAAAGAAAAUCUGUCAAAAAGAAUCAGGUAAUGGGACAGAGAGCUAAAGUUGGACUGCAAUCACACUGUCGAUUUUGAAAGUAAUUUGGGCGACAUAACUGCUAUUCACAGCGCUCCCAUCCAUCAUGUGCAGCAGUGAGAUUCCAGCGUGACUGCAACCUUAGGGCUUCCAUACAUGGUGAGCGUGACAAGUAGUGCUGCUUGUCGGAGCGUCACCAUGAAAGUGUGCAUGGUAGCAGAAUAUAAACGCUUUUAUACCACGUGCAUUUGUGCAAAACGGGACAUUUGUAUGAGCUGUAAUGUGCCGAGAGAUGCAUGUAAUCUUACAAGUUGAAAGGACUUCAUCACCCGUGCAUUUUUUAAUUUUGGUAACCUUAGACCCAAAAGUUAAACUUAAAAAUGUAGAAUAGGUUGAAAACAAACUCCAGGUUAGUUAAAGUUAUUUGGAAGAGAAAAUAAAGUCCAACAGUAAAAUUAUUACCAUUAUUAUUUGAUGAAAUUUCCAGUAGAGAGAGCAGUGAAUAAUAAUAGUGAGUAAUUGAUCUGAAUUAUCCUUUACGAAAUAUAAUAACAAUGAUUUCCCCUCUCCUCUCCGGCUUCUUAAGCUCAUACAAAGACGUCGCCAACAGUGUUGCAGAGAGUAUAAAGUGUGACACAAGUAACUGUAUAUUAGGAGGAAAUGUUUUCAGCUCCAUAUAAGAUAAGUUUUUUGUUUUUCAAUACAUCAACAUGUGUCUUACAAAGCUGUAAUCUGACUGGAAGUGUUUUGAAAGUUUAGCCAGGAGGACAGAGUGAUUUCUGCCUUGAUACUCGCCUUCAGUCGCUCAUGUUGUCUCCAUGUGUAAAUAUAUACACGCAUUCAUGUCUUUGAGGAAGAAAAGGACAGACCCAGCUGUUGAUUCUGGUUGUUUUUUUUGGACUCUACCGUACGAUGAACUACAGUAUCCCACAAUAACGACACCAGCAAAAAAAAAAAAAAAGAGUAACUUUAGCUUGCUGUCCCAGUGCGUUGACCGUGUACAUACAGUUCAUGUUUGAAAGUCCUUUUCAAACCUCUGAACUAGCUAAAGGGGCGCUUGAUUUGCAUUCCCAUAAACACGUCAACAGGCCCAGGAGGGGAAACAUCAAGAGGAAGUGAAUCAAGCGCCCCUGGUGUUUUUUAUUAUUCCAGUAUUUAUAAUGUAACAAGCUACUGUUUUUCUACGGUCUGUUUGUGAUGCCAGUGGACGAGAGACACGCAGAGAGAGAGAGAGUUCUGUCAGCGACAUGGAGAACUUUUUUUUAAUGCCGAGGAGCUCGUGUCGGUGACUGAAGUCUGUUGCCGUGUGUCUCUGCCUGUGGGGCAGGCCAUAGAGCAUGUGAAAACAGAACCACCGCCAUAACCCUGCUGUCACUCACUUGAAAUCCUCACAUCUCCGUUUUUUGUUUUUUUUGGUGUACCGUCUUCUUUUUUACUUGACUUGAAAGUUUACAUAGUUCUCGUGCUGCGUAAUUUUCACUACCUGAAGGUCCGUGAAGUCCAUUCGGUAAGGAUGUACAGUUUCCAAACUGCAUGGUCAUCAUCAGCCUGAAAGAGGCUGUGUUUAUUACUUCUCGAAGAGCGGGACGCGAGGUCUUCCUCUCACGCUGACGCCACCGGGGUGCGUUCAACAACAACAACAACAACAACACAAACGGAUCAAGCUUCACGACGGCAUCAAUCGAUGGUCGUCUUCCAUAUCAGUCAACUGGUUAUGGUUCAGGAAGUGUUUGUACUUUCAUUGUUUGAGUUCAUGAAUCACACAAUAUGUCAGAUGCACCUUAAUGAAACAAUCCAACCACAAAGAAUUGAAUACAUUCUCCAAAAACACUCAAAUAUAUAUGUUUAUAUAUAUUUAUAUCUUACCCAGAGCCACAUUCUUAUCUGACUGCAUGUAAGAUCAUA
Messenger RNA from Anarrhichthys ocellatus (wolf-eel), 5434 nucleotides. It is a transcript of the gene fam184aa, whose product is annotated as family with sequence similarity 184 member Aa. The record is from RefSeq and is a predicted model, not a curated record. Lineage: Eukaryota; Metazoa; Chordata; Actinopteri; Perciformes; Anarhichadidae. Bases 215 to 3388 code for a protein of 1057 amino acids. The transcript is spliced from 23 exons.